Messenger RNA from Colossoma macropomum (tambaqui), 4620 nucleotides. RefSeq names its product ring finger protein 114 (gene rnf114). Bases 192 to 869 code for a protein of 225 amino acids. Gene Ontology annotation, biological process: ubiquitin-dependent protein catabolic process; protein polyubiquitination. The record is from RefSeq and is a predicted model, not a curated record. Gene Ontology annotation, molecular function: ubiquitin protein ligase activity. Lineage: Eukaryota; Metazoa; Chordata; Actinopteri; Characiformes; Serrasalmidae. The transcript has 6 exons.
CUAGGCUAUAUAGUGCACUAUUUUUGACUCCUUCAGUAAUGCAUUGUGAACAUAGCCCAGUGCUUGUCAUGGUGUGGCUGUAAACCCCCUCGUUUUCCUCCUCCUUCUCCUGCAGGUUCACAGCGGUGCUGCACUGUUUAGUCUCAGCGGUAAACGCUUCCAGCUCCGGGACUUUUCAGCAGACUGUAGCCAUGCUAGGCGCGUUUAGCCGGGCACAACAGACUGCCAGACCCAGCGGAGGAGACCGGGACAUGACGGAGUUCAUCUGUCCGGUGUGUCUGGAGAUAUUUGACUCUCCGAUGGUCACGGAGUGCGGACACACAUUCUGCCAGAGGUGCCUUCAGGAGUGCCUGCGGCCUCAGAAGCCAGUGUGCGCCGUAUGCAGAGCUGCUCUGGAGAGAUGGACAGAAGCGACAGAUCUGGAGGCCUUAAUCCACACCACAGCCAGACCAUGCAAGGGCUGUGGAGAAGAGGUUGUGUUGUCCAAGAUGAAGGAACAUACAGGGAGUUGCUCCAAAUACCAAGACUACAUCCAAGAAGGUCUGAAGAACGUUGCGAAGAACCAGCCUAAAGUACUCAGCUCAGUGCCGAACCGCUACACAUUCAGCUGCCCUUACUGCAGUCGGCCGAACUUUGACCAAGACGGCCUAGUGGAGCACUGCACUUCCCAGCAUGCCCGGGACCCACGCCCAGUGGUGUGUCCUAUCUGUGCCUCCAUGCCCUGGGGAGACCCGAACUACAAAAGCACAGACUUCUUUCAGCAUAUCCGAAUAAGACACGGCUUCUCUUAUGACACAUUUGUGGAUUACUCUACAGACGAGCAGGCUAUGAUUGACGAGGCCAUUCAGCGCUCUCUCAUGGAUAAGUGAGCUGGAUCGCAUGGAGGACGGGCCACGGAGGCAGGCGUGUUAAACGCCACACAGAUAUCUGGUCGAGUGAAAACAUUUGAAUGUAGCAUGUAAUCUAUUAUGUCUUAUUAUCUUAUUCCAAAAUAUUAUCUAUUUAAUAUUUCAUAUUUAUUUCCAGAUGUAUUUAACUUAUUCUGCGUAAUAAUAUCAAAUGAAAACAUUUGCGUUGGCAGAAAGUAAAAUUAUUUGCAGUUAAUUUCACUUGAUAUUAUUACUUAAAAUAGGUGCAAAAUACGUCUAGAAACAAGCAAUAUAUUAAGACAAUCAGAUUAUUAAAUAUAUUUCUAAAUAUUUAUUUGUAUAAGUAAUCAUAUUAAGAUUAUCACUGUAAGAUUCUCUUUUGUUUCAUUCAAGUAUAAAUAAUGCAAAACUGCCAGAUAACUUCACUCAGUAUCACUACUUGAAUAUGUAUGAAACCUCGCGAAGUUUCUAAGUCUGUAUCGUGAUCACAGCAACCACAUAAUAAGAAAUAUUAGAUAUAUCACUUAAAUUCACAAUAUUUUCACUCAACCAGAUUCAGUGGAAGUCGGGGAUUUCCUCCCCUAAAAUCUAUAAAACAAAAAUAAAUAAAUAAAUAAAGUUAAAGCAUAAAGAAGCAACAGUAAGUUUCAGGGCUAUUUCACUCCAUUAUCACAAGUACUUUGCCUUUAAUAUAUUUAACCAAAGCAGCGUGUGUGAAAAAUAUGAAACAGCUAGCAAAUACUGUAGAAAUAAAAAAAGAUCUAGGUUUAAAAAGAUAAGAUAUUGUGUUGAUGUAUGGAGUGCGAAGUAGUCCGUUCUGUCUGUAAAUGCAUAAAAUCAGACACUUCUAUAACCAUAUUUCCUCUCACUCCUAUAUAAACUGUCUAUAAGGGGAAUUCCACCCGGAUUUUUCAAAUAUUUAUGCUAAUUAAAGGGAUGAGUUGUAAACAAAGUCAUUCAGAGCAGUUAGAUGUGAAACGCUCCGUUCUAGAGAAACUCAAAGAAUGUAGAACUGUUCACACUGGUGGUGACAGGAACCAGACGUCUGACUUUAAAGCCUCACAGAAAGUUAUUACACAAAACGGUAAUGAAUACGCUGCCUGACAUUGUUUUACACUAUUACAUUAUUUAUCACUGUACCAUCAUCAACAUCACACAGAAAACCUCGGAAGACACGUGUAGUGGUUUUGAAAAGUAAAUAAAAUAGCUGUAUUUGUGAUCAAAGGGUUCCUAUCACCACCACUGCAAAGAAGCCUGAAUCAGUAAGUUUCUCUAUAAUGAAUCAUUUCAUUAAAAUCAAACUACUCUGAAUGGCGGUUCACAUCUCACCCACUGACUUUUGAAAACAUUGGUGGAGUUUCCCUUUGAAUUUUCAAACUUGGUGUUGUUAGCGCUUCCUAACUUUAUGAUCUGGUGAAAAUACUGGGUUGUUUAAAGUCCCAAUCAGAAAUCAGUCAGAAAUUGCAGCAGCUGGUUUUAUUGCAUGUGCAGCUAAUGGUUUUCAGAUAACAACAAAUAAACUGGUGGUGUUUGGUAAACUGAUAUAAAAGUGAACAUACAAAAUAAAUAUGUGUCCCAUGAUACUAUGCUUAAAAACAGUGAAGGGCAAACAGUGACCCCACUCCCAGUACGAAUGAAAAUCCACUCCAGCAGAUUGAUCCUGUCAUGUCUGACAAAGUUUAGUAUAACAAAAAAAAAGGCAGCUGAGAUCUGAUUGGUUUAAAGAGCGGAAAUAUUAUUUAAUUAUAGUUUGGAUAACUAUUGUCGCUGUAAAAAAAUAAAAAAAUCAUUUCGUAUGAAAGUUUCUGGGCCAGUAAAUUGGACCAUUAGAAAUGCUCCAAAAUUGCUUGGAGUAAAAUCGUUUUACAUGACUUACAUUAAAAGUUAGUGUUUUUUCCCUCUGUAAAGUUAGUUUUGGAGAUACUAGUUUUUCUUUGGACAGUAAUAAUAUACAACAGCAUUUAUUGUAUUAUUAUUAUUAGUAGUAUUACUUGUUUGAUUCCAUGUAAUUUUCAUACAUUAAUUUACAGUCACAUUGUCUUAUUUACAGUUGUUUGCAAAAGUUUGGACACAUUAUGAGAACAAGUUAAAACAUCCUCUGCAGUGAACACAAUUCUACACAUUUUAAUGCACAAUUGUAUGUAUAUUUGCUGAAUUUCUUUUUCAAUAUGAUAAACUCCUCAAAUAAAUAGAAAGAAAACUUGCAGAAAAAUGCAUAUUUUUAUAUCUGUAGAGGAUGUAUUAACGUAUUUUCACUUCAGCAAAAAAAAUCAGCAAAAGGUACUUUGACUGGGGGUAUUCAAGCAUUUGCAUGCAACUGUAUUGUUUUGUUGUGCCAUUUGACCAAAGUUUGAUCGAUUUGAAACAUUUCAUCUUCUGUGCUCAGAGCAAAGAAACCAUAGGAAUAAAGCAUUUGGGAUGUGGACAUUAAAGGAACAAAUCAUUUAAUAAACUGGAUGAAAAGUUCUCAAUUUCUAUUUUCAACUCCGGUUGAAAAUAGGCUCCCAUUUUAUAAUGUUAUAUUGUUAUUGUCUUGUUAGCACACAGAGGUUCUUCAGUAAAGAGAAUGGUUCUAUUCAGAACCAUGAAUAGUAUACAGAACAGUUUCAUGCCUAAAUGGUUCUUUGCAUGGUGAAAUGGUUCUUCAGAUUGAUGGAGCAUGUGUUGCAUAUGGUUCUAUACAAAAUCUCUAUUUGAAAAUGGUUCUAUGUAGCCCCAAAAAGGCUUAUGUCGUCUCAAUUUUUGGUGCUUUGUUGAACCAUUUUCAAACCAAACUUCUCUGUCAAUAUAACCAUGCAAAGACCAACCAUACAUUUCACCGUGUGAAGAACCAUUUAAGCAUGCAGAUGGUUCUAUGUAGAUGUCAUGGUUCUAACAAGAACCAUCUUUUUUUUUAGAGUGCAUGAUAUAAAUUUCAGUACAUGUCACUGUCCCUUAAAACAGACUGGCUAAAAUGCACACUGUGAGAUUGAAUUGCUGUCUAUCUGUUAUAAAGGCCCAGCUGUUCUGAUGUUCUAGUGAUUUCUGAUUGAGGCCUUUAAACUGAAUUAUGUAAUAAUUAUAACAAAUAAUGCACAUAAUGAAAAAUGCAUUUUCUCUCCAGUGAUGGCCUUUUGAUCAUUGACCACUUUUUUGUAUAUAUGCUGUUCACUCAUCCACUCAUCCACUCAUAUCUGCAUCUGUUUCUACAUCCACUUUAUCUCUUCCUAGUCAUCAGUAGUCUGAGACGGUCAUGAUGCAGCCACUGUUUGUUUCUCUGACUCCUUCUACCACUCUGCCUUUAUCUGAAGCAUAAAGUGAUCAGAAAGUCGGCUCACAACUACGUCAGUUUGUGUGCUUUUUUAGAAACCUGCGUUCGCUGUGUGAGAAUUAAUCUGCUUUUCUUGAAACAGAAUGAAGAAGAAAGAUAGAAAAUGCUAGAGGACAUAAAAACAAUAAUUCAAAUCAAUAAUCCAUUAGUGCUACUCAUUUAUAUCUCUUUAUGGACACCUUUAUGCAUAGAAGGGCUGUGCUUUUGCUUUUGAAUUCAAAUUCUGACCACUAGGGGUCAGUGUUGCUCCGUCUGUUCAUUGUUAUGUCUUGCAUUGUACCUAAACUUGAGCUGGUUGCUCCUGAUGCAGCUGUUAAACGAACUGCUGUUGACUGCUUUAGGAAUCAGGAUACAUCGUGUUCGCCUUUUUCGCUCAUGAUUUAGUUGAUAAAAAGCACCACACUGAGCAUCACUCUUGGAAAUAAAGGUUUCUAAAAUGGU